Colius striatus (speckled mousebird) is the source of this 1491-nucleotide messenger RNA. It is a transcript of the gene RBIS, whose product is annotated as ribosomal biogenesis factor. The transcript is spliced from 4 exons. The record is from RefSeq and is a predicted model, not a curated record. The coding region runs from base 661 to 1095 and encodes 144 amino acids. Gene Ontology annotation, biological process: ribosome biogenesis. Lineage: Eukaryota; Metazoa; Chordata; Aves; Coliiformes; Coliidae. Gene Ontology annotation, cellular component: nucleolus.
CGCCGUCGGGGCGGCCCGCGGGCAGCGGCCGGCUGGCAGCUGCGGUGCCACCCCGCAAAAGACGGCUCUAACAGAGUAAAGGUGUUACCCGUCCGCCAGCCGCCGUCCGGCCAGGGGCACAGGCUGGCUGUGCGGCGAGGGAAGGCGGAGGAGCGAAUGUCUGUUCCUUGGGCCAUCCCCCGAAAGCAACGUAGAGCAGGCAUCGCUGCCCGGCCCCUCAGCUCCCCUCCCGCUCUACUCCGAGGGGAGGGAAGCCACUGCCCUUUGGAACUGGCCGUAGAAGGGUUCGGGGUUUACAGGCGGGGCCCCUAAAGCACAUGUGUUUUCUACAACCCACUCGGAAUUUGUGCAUGCGUGCGUGCGUGUUUCGGGCACCGUCAGGAGCGUGCUUUGGCGCCGCGGCAUUUAAAACUCGGCGGCAGAACGCAGAACAGCUGGCUCUGUCGUGCUGGCAGCGUGCUGCGAGAGCGGCAGCAGCAAGCGGGGAGCGCGCUCCGGGAGUGGGACACCGCUGUCAUCGUCCCCGCCGCGCCGUCGGAGCAGAGACAGGAGGAAGCGCAGCGCCCUCUGUCGGCACCGCGCCUCAGUGUCGGCGCCGGUGGGACGGACGGGACGGGCGGCUUCCUCGGCGCGCGAGUGUGGCGUCACGUUUGCGCCGCCAUGGGGAAGAGCCGGGCGCAGGCGGCGAAGGCGGUGAGCGUGUUCCGCAUCGCCCGCAGCGGAGCCGUCAGGGCCAAGGGCAAGGGCAAGGCGCGGCCCGUCACCUCCGCGCUGAAACGGCUUGGGCACCUGGCAUCCAGCUAUGGCCAGUACACCACACGAAGGAAGGGAGGAAGGCUUCCUGGAACCCUAGUCCAGCUAAGAGGAGCAGACGGUGGUGUAGCAGGGCCUGUCUACAGCCUGGCUGAGAUAAACAUUAAAAAUGCUGAGAAAGUUAAUACAAUAAAUAAAGCAUUUGAUGAAGUUCAGAAAGAAUUACAACAGCUAUCAAAAGGCACUGCAGCAGAACCUCAGAAGAGUCCUCAGGUUUCCACAGAUCGGGAAGAGGAACCAGCAAACAUGGAUGCUGCCACAACCCUAUUAGCUCAGUUGUAACGCAUAAUGGACAAUACAGGGACUGCAACAAAUGAAGAUCACAAAUACUGAUGGCUUUGUACAAUUUUAUUAAAAAAAUCUUGUUAAUAUACAAGUAUUGGCACACUUUAAUACAAACUACAAACAGACCUUUCCUAUCAUCUAGGAAAGUGGAAUGUCAGAAGUCAGUGUGAGAAACUUAAAGUGCUAAAACAGAAGGCACUUCACAAAAUUGGUUCACUGAAACAAUUUAGCAUAACUCAAGUUGAUAUCCUUCACUUUUCAGCGUGGCAGUGAAAGCUUCAAAAUUGAUUGAAAAGGGAAAAAAAAUAGGAAGCUUCUUGGCAGUAAAGCUUCAAAGAAAAUGCUGUUAACUGUGAGCAAGAAGCCUAAUAAAUUUUUUUUAAAUGAUCAAAA